AUGUCAUCUCUUAUCUCUAAACCUUGCAUGGAUCCUGAGCUGAGACUCGCUCUCGGAAAAGUUUCUUUCCCGCCCAUAUCACGCAUCACUCCUGAAAUUUGGAAGGCGAUGCGUGUAGCGAAUGCAACCCCUCCCAGCUUCCUCGAUGACCAGAAAGUUCGUGGAAUAUCUCAUAGAGAAGUCCGAAUUUCCAGUCAAGACGGCAGCAAUCACGAAAUUAUCCUCUCGAUACUCCAACGUUCCGUCGAAACUACCGAGCCACGUCCUUGCCUCUACUGGAUUCACGGCGGCGGCUUGCACUGGGGUGAUCGUCUUCACACACUCGAGUUCCCAACGGACGUGAUCCUCGAAUGCGAUGCUGUUUGCAUCAGCGUUGAAUAUCGAUUAGCUCCAGAGCACCCAUUCUGCACUUCUGUGGAAGACUGUUACACAGGUCUCCAGUGGACCAGUGACCACACACAAGAGCUAGGCAUUGACCCGAAGCGUCUCAUGGUUGGGGGUAGUUCAGCAGGUGGAGCUCUCGCAGCUUCGAUCGCUCUACUGUGUCGUGAUCGUACAGGGCCAUCGCUUUGCGCUCAAGUUCUCUUUUGUCCCAUGCUCGAUGAUAGUUUGGCUACUGUGUCAAGUCGUCAGUAUGUUGAAUGUUCGGAUUUCGUUCCUCGCGGGGUGUUUGAAGAUUCAUGGAAGGCUUCUCUCGCGAACAAUGGCCAGAAUUCGAACACCGUUGUACUUCCUCCGGCCAGGGUGAAAGAUCUAUCGGGACUUCCCCCUGCGUAUCUUGAUGUUGGAUCGGCAGAAGUGUUGAGAGACGAGACGGUGGCAUUUGCGUCAAGACUGUGGGAAAAUGGUGUGCAAGCUGAUCUUCAUGUGUGGUCAGGUGGUUUUCAUGGUUUUGACAUAUUCCUUCCAGAUGCAGCUGUUUCGCAAUCUUCCAGAAGAUCUAAGUUGAUGUGGGCGAGGAAGGUUUUUCAAGCAAACAGUUCCUGAUCUACGAUCAACAACAUUUGGUGGAGUCAUAUGAGUACACAUACAUACAGUCUAAGAG
Mollisia scopiformis is the source of this 1045-nucleotide messenger RNA. Its product is annotated as esterase LipW. The record is from RefSeq and is a predicted model, not a curated record. Gene Ontology annotation, molecular function: hydrolase activity. Lineage: Eukaryota; Fungi; Ascomycota; Leotiomycetes; Helotiales; Mollisiaceae. Bases 1 to 987 code for a protein of 328 amino acids. The transcript has a single exon.